AUGCUUCUUGCCAUAUUCAUGACUAUAUGGGCAUUGUUUACUGCCAUGAUAUGGGGUCUUGCAAUUCACCAAAGGGAUUCGGAGUCGGGGGAUAGUCGGGUGGAAGUCCGUUCUAGCACGUCAACCCCUCCGUGUUGCAAACCCACCGAGCUUGUUAUGAGGCAUGAAUCGAACAAAAGAUGGGACCGACGUCUUCGCAGACCGCACCAUGCGCACCACCCUCAUCGGCCAAACCAAGCGAUCUCAAGCCUAUAA
Molecule: messenger RNA, 255 nt
Organism: Aspergillus luchuensis
Lineage: Eukaryota; Fungi; Ascomycota; Eurotiomycetes; Eurotiales; Aspergillaceae
Exons: 5
Coding region: 1-255 (84 amino acids)
Source: RefSeq, a predicted model, not a curated record